Messenger RNA from Hyaloscypha bicolor E, 1233 nucleotides. Its product is annotated as acyl-CoA binding protein. The transcript has 3 exons. Gene Ontology annotation, biological process: fatty acid metabolic process. The coding region runs from base 114 to 1025 and encodes 303 amino acids. The record is from RefSeq and is a predicted model, not a curated record. Gene Ontology annotation, molecular function: fatty-acyl-CoA binding. Lineage: Eukaryota; Fungi; Ascomycota; Leotiomycetes; Helotiales; Hyaloscyphaceae.
AUUCCUUUUUGAUUUUGGCACACAUGUUACGAUUAUAGAGAGAGAAGGCUUGGUGGACUCGGAACACGAGCAGCCCUGAAUAGGAUAGCGUGAACAGAAAUCUGUCAGAUAAGAUGGCCGAUUCAGUGGAUCGAGUAUUCGUGCACGCGCUCAACACCGUGAAGAAAAUCCCCAAGACUGGCGCAUCGAGACCUCCGCCCUUCGAUCGUCUGCGGCUCUAUGGGCUAUACAAGCAAGCUAUGGAGGGGGAUGUCGAUGGGGUUAUGGAGAGGCCGCUGAGUAUCGGUGAGGGGGAGGCGGAGGAGGAGGAUGUAAAGAAGGAUAGGGAUAAGUAUGAUGCGUGGGAUUCGCAGAGGGGGCUCAGUAAGACGGAAGCGAAGAGGAGGUAUAUUGAGGCAUUGAUCGAGACGAUGCAUAAGUAUGCAAGUACGACUGCCGAUGCCAGAGCCUUGGUCGACGAACUCGAAUUCGUCUGGGACCAGAUCAAGAACAACAGUGCUUCCUCUUCCGGAUCUUCACCUCGUCGAGGGGGAGGCGUUCCUUCGUACACAACACAACCAAGGACAUUUCAGCAACCGUUAUCAGGAGGCGACGGGCCGAUGCGGGUACUUAGUCCGAUGAGCCAGGACGAUGAGGCCGAAGCGGAAUCCAGAAGAUUGGGUUAUAACGACGAAUACGACGAUAGUGCCGAGUUUAAUGAUGGGAAGAAGAAAGGAGAGAAGCAAGUUCAGAAGUGGAGACGGACGGUCGAACAAGCGUUGGUGAAGAUGACUACUGAAAUCGCAGCCUUGAGGGAGAAGAUUGCUACCGGGAGGGAAUAUCAGGGGAAAAGGAGGAGAUCUUUUGGAAAGUGGCUUGGGUGGCUGAUAUGGGCUAUUGUUAGGCACUUUUUGGUCGAUGCGGUUGUGCUGGGUAUUGUGUUAAUAUGGCUGAGGAAGAGAAAGGACCGGAGGGUUGAAGACCUUGUAAGAGAAGGUUUGAAGAUUGGGAGGGAGUACGUGAGGAGGAUACUACCGGCCAGAUGAAACGAAACGACUUAAGAUAUCAUAUUCAUAAGGAGGCAUGGGUCAUGGCCAGGUCACGCAGGAGGAAGGAGAUACCGGCUACGAACUCAUGAGGUUAUGCCUGCCACCACGACUAUAUACAAUCCUCAGCCUCACGACGGCAUGCCCGAAAGUUGCUGAGCUCCAUUUAUUUCAGAGUUCCACUUGACUCUGUGGCCAAUGAACAGCU